Molecule: messenger RNA, 2054 nt
Organism: Micropterus salmoides (largemouth bass)
Lineage: Eukaryota; Metazoa; Chordata; Actinopteri; Centrarchiformes; Centrarchidae
Gene: bpifcl
Product: BPI fold containing family C, like
Exons: 16
Coding region: 160-1590 (476 amino acids)
Molecular function (GO): lipid binding
Source: RefSeq, a predicted model, not a curated record
AGUUUCACUUCUCAGUGAUAGCUUACAGGAAGUACAAGCUGCGUCUGAAUCAACGGCAGUGAAACGGUGGAGACGUUUGUUCAGAUGUACGACAUCAGGAGCUGACUUUCAACUUCGCAACUACACUGCGUCCUGCAGUAACUCAGGGGACCCAGAAAUAUGCUUCCAUCCAUGAUAACAGUGCUCAUGCUGAUUCCUUUUACCUGUGGACAAAACCCUGCAAUACAAGUCAUUCUGACCAACAAAGGACUUCAGUACGGAAAGCAUGCAGGUGCAGGAUGGAUUCAGGAUAAGUUGGAGCUUGUCACUUUCCCUGACAUCAGCGGUGAAAUCGGCUUGAGCAUCCUUGGUAGCAUUUACUACACAUUAACAGGCAUCACCAUAACAAAGUGCGACCUACCAGAGCCAUCUGUCGAGUUCUAUCAGGACGUUACAGGAUUCAAGACAUCGAUUUCAGGCUUAAGUGUCGCACUAUCUGGCAACUGGUUGACAAACUUUGGCAUAAUACACGACGGGGGAUCAUUUGACAUGGCUAUAUUUAAUGUGGAUUUGACCUCUGUAGUGACGCUGGGGAAAGAUCCUGAUGGGCAUCUGUCUGUCACCAGCGUAAGCUGUGAUGCUCAAGUUGGAGAUGUGGACGUCCAAUUCCAUGGUGGAGCCAGUUGGAUGUUCCAGCCUUUAGUGAAACAUUUCAAGGGGCACAUCAGAGGUGAAAUAGAGGACAAAAUCUGCCCUUGUGUGGAGGAAUACAUUGUAAUCUUGGAGGACUACCUACAGGUCAUGAACGUUUCCUUUGAUGUGGAUCAAGACCUUACUCUGGACCUCCCUCUCACCGGCUUACCCGUUAUUGAUGCUUCAAAUCUGAAUCUGGGUUUUAAGGGAGAAUUCUACUUUAUCAAAACUCACACAGACCCUCCCUUUGAGUCCAAGCCUUUCACCGUACCUGAGCAGCCAGGCCACAUGUUGUCAGUGGGUCUGUCUGAAUUCACUCUGAAUUCUGCCUCAUAUGGAUACUACUCAGCUGGACUGCUUCAGCUCCUCAUCAAUGAUAGCAUGAUACCCCCAGGCUGUCCUCUGCACCUAAAUACCAGCGCAAUGGGGCCUUUCAUUCCUCAGCUCCCCAAGAUCUUUCCAGGUCUGCUGAUGAAUCUGCAGGCUUAUGCCAGAGAGGUUCCAAUGUUUUCCUUCCAGCCAGGUGCUGUUAAACUGGACCUCCAGUGCGCUGUCAAGGCUUUUGCCAUCCAGCCAAAUGGGACCCAAACCCCACUGUUCAAACUCAAUGUUGACUUGAACUUCAGCGGUAAAGCGUGGAUUGCUGAUGGAAGACUGAAGGGCAACAUCUUAAAGAACAAUCUUACAAUGACGCUGGUGUCGAGCGAAGUGGGCACCUUUUCGACUGAUCCUUUGGAAAACCUUGCGAAGAUGGGAUCGAGGGUAAUCUUGGCAAAACUGAACGAGAAACUGGCCGUGGGUGUUAUUUUACCCAGAAUGAGACAAGCACAGCUGGUCAACACAGUUCUGGAAGUGGAUGAGGGAUUUAUAGCCAUCUCUUCAGAUGCUGAGGUGCUACCAGACAGAGGCUUCGACUGACAACCUGGCCUGUUUAACUCUGGCACAUGGGUGCACUUCAUCUCAGUUCAGAUUCUUAAACUUUAAACCAGUGAACAAACUGGAUGUGUAUCUGACACCACAUGACAAAAGCACUAGCGUGUAAAAAGGUACAGCUACAUAUACACUGGACUGUAAAUGUUUAACACACCUGCCUACACAGUAGAUAAUCAACAUUUCUGUACUCGUGAUUUACCAUUUCAGUUUUCAACCUGCAGCUCAACUUUUCAAAUGUUUAUAACAUGGAGGUGUACAGCCUAAAAUUUGAUCUUUUGUUGACAGAAUAAUGUAAAGAUGUUUUGUUUUUUAAUGCAUUCACACUAUUAUUAAUCUAAAAAUUGUAAAACCUAGCUGAGUAAAGGGGUUAAAAAUCUUAACUGAACUUGUUUUUGUUUUUUUCCCCCCAUUUUACAAAUCUCUACUAAAAGAUGUGGCCUUUGAAUCCA